AAUUUGCCCUAUAAAUAGAACACGGACUACUAUUUCCCAACUCUGUCUCUCACACAAAAAAAUCUAGCUGAACGAGAGCUCAAAAAUUCUCUCUCUAAAUUCCGGCGAAAAAUCAUGGCGGCGUUGAGUCUCCGGAAGGGAAAUACACGGCUACCGCCGGAAGUAAACCGAGUGCUAUACGUUCGUAACCUUCCGUUCAACAUUACGAGCGAAGAGAUGUACGAUAUUUUUGGUAAAUACGGUGCUAUUAGGCAGAUCCGUAUUGGUACUAAUAAGGAUACGCGCGGUACUGCUUUCGUUGUUUAUGAAGAUAUUUAUGAUGCUAAAACCGCCGUUGAUCAUCUCUCCGGCUUCAAUGUCGCUAAUCGAUACUUGAUAGUUCUGUAUUACCAGCAAGCGAAGAUGAGUAAGAAAUUUGACCAGAAGAAGAAGGAGGAGGAGAUAACAAAGAUGCAGGAGAAGUACGGUAUUUCCACCAAAGAUAAGUGAUAGGGGAACUUCUAUUACUUUUUUCUUUCCUUCAUUAUGUAAAUCGAGCCAGUCUGAGCAAGGAGUGCAUCACUUUUUCUGGCCACCAAAUUAUCAGAAAGAGUAGCUUGUAGUACUGUAUCUUUAUUGGAAGUUUGUAACGGAUAGUUUUUGAGAUGAUUGAAUAUUGUCAGAUGUUUCUACCUA
Messenger RNA from Capsicum annuum, 675 nucleotides. Its product is annotated as splicing factor 3B subunit 6-like protein. Gene Ontology annotation, biological process: mRNA splicing, via spliceosome. Gene Ontology annotation, cellular component: precatalytic spliceosome; U2 snRNP; catalytic step 2 spliceosome. Gene Ontology annotation, molecular function: RNA binding. The transcript has 2 exons. Lineage: Eukaryota; Viridiplantae; Streptophyta; Magnoliopsida; Solanales; Solanaceae. The record is from RefSeq and is a predicted model, not a curated record. The coding region runs from base 115 to 489 and encodes 124 amino acids.